Messenger RNA from Clunio marinus, 4543 nucleotides. NCBI's taxonomy places the organism in Eukaryota, Metazoa, Arthropoda, Insecta, Diptera, Chironomidae. The record is from the annotation of a GenBank genome assembly.
AUUCAAAUUUAAGCCUGCAAGGUGCACGUAUCAAUUUUUUUUUGUUUCUUUAUAAUUUCUCUUUAAGUUUUUAAUUCAAUAAAAGUUGUAAUAUUAAGAAAGCUAUGGAACAAGAGCAAUCAAAUGAAAAGCGAAAAUCCAACCGUAGUCCGCCUUAUGCGUUAUUUAAUCUUUUAGUGAUAAUUGUCGCAAUCAUUUACGGUGCAUAUUAUCAAAUGUACUUAGCUAAGGAUUCCACACAAGCCGAUGAAACGCUUAAAUCACAAAAGAGCGAUAAGAUAAUAAAUGAAAUUCCGCUAUUUACAGCUAAUGAAUUAAAAAAGUUUGAUGGAGUCAGUGAUAGUAAACUCUACUUAUCAAUAUUAGGCGAAAUAUUUGACGUAACAAGAGGCGAACAGCAUUAUGGGCCUGGAAUGCCUUACAAUGCAUUCGUGGCUAAAGAUAUUUCUAGAGCUUUCGUAACUGGUGAGUUUGAUGCAAAGUCCAGUAAGGAUAGCCUUGAUCAUGUUCUUGGACUUUCGCCUCGUGAACUCGUGAGCCUAAAAAAAUGGCGCGAUUUUUAUGCCGAAACUUACGUCUUCGUGGGACGACUGAUCGGACGUUUUUAUGAAGAAACCGGUGAGCCAACGGAAUAUUUUUGGCAAAUUGACCGAAAAAUACAAUUUGGUUUGAAGCAACAAGAGGAAGAGCAAAACUUUAAACAAGAAUUUCCACCAUGUAAUAUAGAAUAUAAAGCUGACCCUGGAACAACCAGAUAUUGGUGUACAACACAAUCUGGUGGCAUCGAUCGUGAAUGGGCUGGUUAUCCAAUUCAACUAUUUAACCAAGAUUCAAAGACUUUCUCUUGCGUUUGCGCUAAAAAAGAGAACUUUGAUCUUCCACAAUUGCGACUUUACGAAAAUUGCGAUGACGCAACGCGAUCGUGUACAGUUCAAAGUGAAGAACAAAGUAAUGACGACUAAUAAUGUUGUCAAAAUCGUCAUGUUAAUGUUUAGAAGAUAUCAAAUGCGCUCACUAGUUUAUAAAUUGAUGAUUUCUUCUACAAUUAAAGUAAUCUAAGCAAUCAUGUUACAUUCCUUUCUUUUUGCUGUUAAAGUUUUGUGUUUUUAAAAAAUUGUUGAAAUGAUUUUCGUGAUUUUUGAAACUUAAAAUUGGCAUCUUAAAUCUUGAUUAGAAUGAAUUAAUUUGUAAAUUGCCUUUGAAAAAUACCAAAGCAAAGCGUUUCUUUCUUUUUCAAUGAUCUUGAUUUAACAUGUCAAUACAUAAAUUGCAAUCAUAUUCUCUUAAACAAUAAUUUACUAAGUUUCAAAAACAUGUUUUUCUUUUUAUUGAAUUCUGUUUUCUUUGUUGUCUAUUUACAAAUAUUUUCCUUACAAUUUUUCUUUGAAUAUUUAAAUUCAUCAGCUUCUUAAAAAAAUAUACGAACGCUUAAUUAAAAGAUUUAUUUUCAUGUUGUGAAUAAACAAAAGUUAAUUUCUUUUCUCUUUUAACUUUAAUUCUAUGAAUGUUUCGUACAUUUGUCUUGAUAUUUAAUCGAAUAGAACUUAAAUUGAUCUUUAAACGUAAUUAAGAUAAAAGCAGGGCCCAUGAAACUUAAAUAAGAAGAAUAUCUUCAUAGAAUUACGUUCAAUAGUAAAUCAGAAAGUGGUUGUUAAACAAACACAUUUAAUUUAAGCCAAUUUAAGGAAUUUAUCCACGAUUAUUCGAUUCCUAACCGUUUUUAUUGAAACAAUAUAGAGUUAUAAGUGUUUACAAGUAAAAAAACGACGAGAGAUUUAUGAGCGCAUGAAAAAGUCGAGAACAAAUUCGUAACUCACAUAAUUUUGUUCUCGUAUGCACCAUAUGCGCUCUGGUCGCGUUUGGGAUAAUAAAAUUUAUUGCACACAAUGUAAUCGUUCUUGAUAUUCUUUUUUUCACUUUAUUGUUCAGGGAAAACCUUACAUACUUUCUCUCUCUCUCUAUUUUCAUUCUUGGUCUGCAUUUGACCUACAUUUAGCAUAAAAUAUGUAUUCCAGAACAUACAAUUUUAGAUGUCUGUUUAUAUUUUAUAUUUUCGAACAAAAAAGACAUUUGAAAAUGAAUUUGAUAUUCAAAAUAUAUUAAAAUGAAAAUUGACACAUCUACUUAAGUUGUAGUUUUAGUAUUGAUAAAGUUAGUUUUUCGUUUUCCAGCCACACCGAUCGUUAUAACUAAUCAAUGUGAAGACAUCAUCAGCUCAAAUUAGAAUUCCUUAUUUUCUCAAACUUUCUUAAAUUGAUUUAAGACUAUUUCGAAUGAAAUGAAGAAUAAAAUUUAAUUUUUCUUUUUGUUUAUAAACUUUUUAUAAGUUUUUAUUUAUCUUAAUAGCUCUUAAUUAAAGCCUCUCGAACUAUGGUUUUGAUAAUAUAUUUUCAAUUAUUUUUUUAUCUUUUUAUUCCAGUGAAGUAUUAAAAAUAUUUCUGUAUUUGUGGGGUUAAAUAUCAUAAGGUAAAAACGGGAUAAUUUUUAUUCAUAAUGUAUAUAAAAGUAUUAUUUAAAUGCUGGUUGAUUCAUCAACAUGUUGCACAAGAAAAAAGCACUGCAUUCCAAACGGAAGCUUUUCUAUUAUUUUGUUCUUCCAAAAUAUUUUAUGAAUUUCAUAUUGAUGCAUGUUAUGUAUUUGAGAGUAUUUAAAAACAAUAUUUGAAUCCAAUCUCUAUUUAAGUUUUAUUCGUGAUGUUGGUACCAAUAUUAAGUUGAUGAAUAUCUUGUCAGGAUAAAACCUUUCGCAGACCAAAUAGCCAAUUUUAAAUAAUCUUUUACACCUUAAAAGUAAUAAAUUUUAACUAUCUAGAAUUGUAGAUGUGAUUAGAUAGUUUUUUUUUCUACUUUUAUACCAUUUGUUUCGAUUAGCUCUUCAAUGCAAUUGAUGAAAAUUUGAAUUAAAAUUUGUUUUUUAGCAAAGGAUUAUCACUGCACGAGUUUAACCGGCAGGCAUUAAAUAUUUAUUAUUAGUUAAAACAAAUUGAUCCAAUUCCAAUUGAUUUUAUCACUUUAUACCUUGCGGAAAUAGAUUUAAAAAAUAUUUGAUUUUAAGAUCCCGAUAAGAUUCAAUGAAGCAGUUUAUGCUGCAAUGAUAACGCAAAAAAUAUUCGACAUUAAAAAUUGAAGAGUUUAAAAUGUGUCAACUCAAUUUAAAGCGGUGUGAUGAAAACAUUCAUUUUUCAAAUCUCAUCACCUUUCAGUAAAUAUUGGUUUCACUUCUUUUUAUUAUUAAGAGAAAUCAACAAAACUUUUCUGACUUCUUAUGAUGAUUGAAUGGCAUGUGGCAAGAAAUGUUUUUGUCAAAGCAAUUUUUCUCUUUUUUCAUUCUUUUAUCAUGAAAUGACAUUAAAAAGAAAACGAAGCUUAAAAGGAAGGAAAGGAAAUUGCUGAGUGGCAAAAAGUACAUCAUAAUCAGUUUGUUGUCAUUUUGUGGGUUAUUUUUUGUGACAUAAAAACAUUUCUCUUUUGCUGUACAGUAAAAAUAUAUAUCAGAAGAGAAAAUUUAUAUUUUUUCAUUCAAUAUGACAAGUUCUCCUUGAGUUUACGUCAGAUGAGAGAAAAUUCUUUGAUCUUCUUUUCCAGGAUUUUUCCCACUAUGAGUGUACAUACAUGUACGCGUUUUUGACAUGUUUUAAUCUUAUACAUGUUUAUCUUAAAUAUGAUAUUGACAUGCUUUUCCUUCCCUUAUCAUUAAAAUAAAUUUCGUUUAUGCAAAUUUCUAUUCUUUGUUACCGGAGAAUGAAAUGAAUUUCGUUGCGCAUCACUUAAGAAAUUAAAUUAGUUAAUUAAAAUAUUUUUCAAUUAAAAAUUAUUCAUUAUGACACUUAGUUUGUUGAACAAUUUUAACAGGUACAAUUUAAUUUGUUGAUGUCUGAAAUACUCGUCCGUUUCAUUAUCAAAACUCUCAGAUUCAUUUCUGACCUCGUUUUGCAACCGUUGGAUGAUGUUCAAGCGCAUUUAAUAAAUAUCUUUCUGUAUCUAUAACAUUAAUACUUUGUUUCUUCUAUAUUGUGGAUAUUUAAUUUUCAAUAUCGCUAAUCAAGAAUCAAGAUUCAGCGCUACCAAUAAAAGGGUCAAAUGUCACUGGAUUACUGGUAUCUUCGACUAUUUUGCUACAUAUUAGCAAUCAUUAAAAAAUUAUUUCAUAUUAAGUUGACUUUUAGCACCUUUCAUUUAUUCUUUAAUGUUCAAGACAAACAUUGUUUAAAAGAUUAUUGAAUCUGGACAAGGAUCAAGGGAAAAGUUUUUGUUACAUUUGAUGUGAAUUUUUUAUUUCACAGAUCAAACAGAUAAAUGAGAUUUGAUGAUUUAUGUUGAUUCAUUUUUUUACAAACUUAUGUAAAAUAAAAAUUCUUUACAGUGAAUUAGCUUCACCAAGGUUGUUACUCAAACAGCUUAAUUUACUGUUAUUAAUUUUUAAUACGAUUUAAAUUGUAUGAAUUCUGAUAUGCAGUACAUUAACAUCAGCAUGAAUCAAAGAAGUGUAAUAGAUAAUUUGUUUAGAGAUUUUAUUAUUUUUCAUACAAGAGUCGUCUCAUUU